Molecule: messenger RNA, 1674 nt
Organism: Cottoperca gobio
Lineage: Eukaryota; Metazoa; Chordata; Actinopteri; Perciformes; Bovichtidae
Gene: cln5
Product: CLN5 lysosomal BMP synthase
Exons: 4
Coding region: 94-1086 (330 amino acids)
Biological process (GO): lysosome organization
Cellular component (GO): lysosomal membrane; lysosome
Molecular function (GO): hydrolase activity, acting on glycosyl bonds
Source: RefSeq, a predicted model, not a curated record
CCAUGUGACCAGUAAAGGGGAAGUGAUUUCAGAGGAGUCAUGGGAACAUUGCCAUUACUUCUGCCUUUUCGGGUCCGUUUUUAAUGCUUUAUCAUGACAAACACAGAGGCUGUUCUGUGUUUAAACCUGCUCCUGCUUCUUCCUGUUGUUGCUCAGUUGAGGAAUAAUGGACAUCAGCAGUGGCCCGUUCCCUACAGACGGUUUGACAGUCGCCCUGCUGCCGACUCUUACUGUGAAGCUGUCUACACGUUCUGUCCCACUGGAGACCGGGAUGGACGGAUUCCCUCCAUGAGAGACAGUGAUGUCAUCUCAGUUUAUCGACUGCAGACACCCGUGUGGGAAUUCAAGUAUGGAGACUUGAUGGGGAAAAGUCAUAUCAUGCAUGAUGCCAUUGGGUUCAGCAGUUCAGAAACGGGGACCAACUACACCAUGGAGUGGUAUGAGCUGUUUCAGCUGGGGAACUGCACCUUCCCUCACAUCAGGCCCGACGAGUACGCACCUUUCUGGUGCAACCAGGGAGCUGCCUGCUUCUUUGAAGGCAUCGAUGACUUACACUGGUCACAAAAUGGCACCUUAGAGAAAAUAGGAGAACUCACAGGGAACCAGUUCAAUGACAUGGCCCAGUGGAUCCAAGAUGACAACAAGACCGGGAUCUACUACGAGACUUGGACGGUUCGCUCUGACCCCGGCCCCAACACCACAGUGUGGUUCGAGUCUUAUGAUUGCUCCCAGUUUGUCCACCGCACGUACAGGAAACUGACUGAACUGGGAGCCAAACUAUCCAGCAGAUCACAAACCAACUACACCAAGAUCUACCUGUACAGCGGAGAGCCCACCUACCUCGGCAACGACAGCGCCAUAUUCGGACAGCCUGCUCUGAAGAACCUGGCAGUGGACAUCCGCACAUUUUACCACACAUUCAGACCACACCAGGCGUUUAUAGACUUUGCCAUCAGUCUGUUGGAGGCUUAUAAAAAGGUUGUGUUGGACAAGAGCUUCUACCUCUACUACAACUUUGAGUACUGGCAUCUGCCAAUGAAGCCUCCCUAUGUACAGAUUACAUAUGAAGAGGUGCCUUUGCCUUAACAUAACACUUUUACUCGUGUUUUCAAAAAGCAGCAAAACAUCACGUUUAAGAAUUUUAAACCAGCGAAUGUUUGGUCUCUUUACUUGAUGAACAUCAAAAUAGUUGUUGGGUGUCCUUGAGGCGUGAUAAUGAAUUUAUUUCCCUUGAAAUAUUUCCCAUUAUGCAUUAUUUCUAUGAAUCUUUUCGCUUGCAGCCUUCUUCCUCCAUGCCUUUGUUGCUGCAUUUGAACCACUUAUUUUGAGCCAACAUGAAUAAGAACUCCUUUUGAAUGAUAAAAACAUAAUAUAAUUACAUAUAUAAUCCCAUGACUCUCUCUAUCUCCUGAUAAAGAUCAUGGGAUAGAUGCCACUAAAUGGACCUCGUGGUGAGAUUGUUCUUUAUAUGUAUGAGAUGGGAGGAUGUGUUAAAAAAAGUAUAUUCUCUGCAACAGUUUAGGAGUUUAAAUGCUUUCCGAAACUCUUGCAGGAGCUUAAAUACUGUAAACUACGCAGGUUCUGGAAGAUGUGAGAAGAUUUAGACACAAAUGUUGUUUUUGUAAAUCUGCAACUAAAAGUUUCUCUGGAUGUUUUUAAAUUCGCUUUGACAGA